UAGCAUCCUAAAAGAGUUAUUCAGAAAAGUUUUUCUAUCAGCUAGGGCAGAAGCCGUCGCCGCCGGUGAUGCCAUGAUGGGUUCUCUCCUGCUUCCACCACGCCCGCCGCCGCCGUGGCCUGCCUCCUCUUCUCCUGCUCUCGCCUCCGCUCGUCUCCUCUCUCCCGAGCUCCACGCCUCGGCGAGGUCCGCCUUCCUGGCCUCGCCGCGAGCUCCGUUUCUUGGGUUAACCUCGGGCGCGCGGGCUUCGCCGCGGUGCGCAGACGCCUUCUGCCCAAGGGCCGCGCCGCCGCACGCCGAUGUGGCGGCGCUCAUGCUCGCCCACGCGGAGGCCGGCGACUUCGCGUCCGCGCAGUCCAUCUGGGCACAGCUGCUGCACAGCUCCGCCGCGCCGCACCUCCGCGCCACGGCGCCCCGCCUCCUCCCGGCGUACGCGCGGCUCCGCCGGUUUGACGAGAUCCUCCUCGUGGUGCGGGAGCUCUGCGCGCGGGACCCCGGCGCGGCGCGCGGCCUCUACCCGCUCGCCGUCUCCUGCUUCGGCGCCGCCGGGGAGCUCGCGCUCAUGGAGGACGCCGUCCGGGAGAUGGCCCGCCUCGGCCUCCCCGUCGACUCCGCCACCGGCAACGCCUUCGUGCAGCACUACGCGGCCUCCGGCACCGUGCCGCAGAUGGAGGCGGCCUACCGGCGGCUCAAGAAAUCGCGCCUGCUCGUCUCCACCGACGCAAUCCGCGCCAUGGCGUCGGCCUACAUCUCCCAGCGCAAGUACUACAAGCUCGGCGAGUUCGUCAGCGACGUCGGCCUCGGCCGCCGCAACGCCGGCAACCUGCUCUGGAACCUCUACCUCCUCUCCUUCGCGGCCAACUUCAAGAUGAAGUCGCUGCAGCGCGCGUUCCUGGAGAUGGUCGGCGCCGGGUUCCGGCCGGACCUCACCACCUUCAACAUCCGCGCGGCGGCCUUCUCCAAGAUGUGCAUGUUCUGGGACCUCCACCUCACCGCCGACCACAUGCGGCGCGACGGUGUCGCGCCGGACCUCGUCACCCACGGCUGCUUCGUGGACGCGUACCUGGAGCGCCGCCUCGCGCGCAACAUUUCCUUUGCGUUCGACCGGCUGGGCGGCGGCGCCGGCGAGCCCGCCGUGGCCACGGACGCCAUCGUGUUCGAGGCGUUCGGCAAGGGGGGCUUCCACGCGAGCUCCGAGGUGUUGCUGGAGGCCACCGGCGGCAAGCGGCGGUGGACGUAUUACAAGCUGCUCGGCGUGUACCUGAGAAAACAGCACAGAAAAAACCAAAUCUUUUGGAACUACUGAUACUGAAUUACUGACCAGCUUAGUACCAGUAGCAUUUCAUUAGAGUAGGAAAAUGCUGGAAAUGUACAGUGAUUAUAAUUCAGAAUUACAUCAUGAAACAAAGAUUGAAAACUUUGGCAGGAUAUAUACUCUCUUAGAAAAUCGAUCUAUA
Molecule: messenger RNA, 1457 nt
Organism: Oryza brachyantha (malo sina)
Lineage: Eukaryota; Viridiplantae; Streptophyta; Magnoliopsida; Poales; Poaceae
Product: pentatricopeptide repeat-containing protein At3g42630
Exons: 2
Coding region: 74-1306 (410 amino acids)
Molecular function (GO): protein binding
Source: RefSeq, a predicted model, not a curated record